This is a messenger RNA of Rotaria sp. Silwood1, 1059 nucleotides long. The record is from the annotation of a GenBank genome assembly. NCBI's taxonomy places the organism in Eukaryota, Metazoa, Rotifera, Eurotatoria, Philodinida, Philodinidae.
AUGAUCCGUAUUAAAAACAACGAUGAUCAUCAUACAUCUAUUUCAACAUUUACUAUUUUAACAUAUAAUUGUCUUGCUUCGAAUCUUGCUGAAUCACAAUAUUUUCCAAAAACAAAUCCUACACAUCUCGAUUUUUCUUAUCGAUUGAAAUUAUUUGAAAAUGAAUUGCAAUCAUUUAAUGCCGAUAUUGUUUGUUUACAAGAAAUUCAUCAAGAAAAUUUUCAACAAUGGCUCAGUCCAUUUCUUUUACAAUUGGGAUAUGAUGAAGGAACUUUUGCUAAACGUGGUGGUACCAAAGCUAAAGAUGGUGUUGUAAUAUUUUUUAAACGAGACAAAUUCAAAUUGAUAAAUCAACACCGACUAGAUUAUUUUGAUCGUGCACAAGAUCAAUUUCCAACAGAAACAUCAUUAGCUACAUAUAAUGUUGCUCUCUUCUGUCUUCUUCAAAUGCAAAAUGUAAAGACAAAUGUAUCAAACAAAGAAGAACAACAAAUUUGGAUAUGUAAUACACAUAUAAAUUGGAAUCAUACUUUACCUGCUACACAAUUCUUUCAAAUUCGUACUCUUUUUAAUGAACUUACUCAACUACAUAAAAACACUUGUGAUCAAUCGUUUGUGAUUGUUGGUGAUUUUAAUAGUACACCUGAUUCAGUUGUUCAUGAUUAUAUUAGAAAUGGUUUUCUUACAGAUACAGCUGAUUAUUAUUCAAAAGUUUAUGAAAUUUUUUUGCCAUUGUUUGAUGGUGAUUCAACUAAAACUAGGAAAUAUCUUACUGAACCUCAUAUGUAUAAAAAUACCAUGGAGAGUGCUUAUAACAAAAAUACAUUUUUAAUACCGUUUACUACACGAAUUGUUGAUGAUUUUUGUGGAACUAUUGAUUAUAUUUAUUAUCAACGUAAUCGUAUGCGUCCUUUACAUUUAUUAAAUCCAUUGCAUAAUGAUGAUGAACUAGUAAUACAUAAUGAUUUUACUUUACCAAAUGAACAACAUCCGAGUGAUCAUUUACCAUUAAUGGCCGAACUUGAUUUACUUUCGAAAUCAUCUGAAAAUGAUGAUUAA